AUGAGUCUGAACGACAUAGACGCCCAGCUCGCAGAGCUCAAGGCGCGGCUCGGCGGCCUGGACAGCGAAGCCAGCGACGACGAGUCCGGCGGCGGCGCGAGGGAGGAGUCGAGGGACAACGACCCGAAGCGCAAGUCGAAGAAGGAGAAGAAAUCUAAGAAAUCUAAGAAGGAGCGGAAGGAGAAGAAGGCCAAGCGCGCGCGUUCGUCGUCGUCGGAGUCGGCAUCCGACGGCGGCGAAGACAGCGACAGCGAGUUGGUACCCAUCGCGCCGCUUCCCGCGAGCUGCCUCCCCGAACACAACGCGUACGCCGCGAAGAGCGUCGGCAAGCGAAGGAAACAAAGCAAGGCGGGAUCACCGGCGACCGCCACCGCCGCCGCCGCCUGGGCGAGAGGCGACGGAACCGUCGACGCCGCCGACGCGUCCCGAGCCGGCGCAUCCGACGCAUCACCCUCGGCGCAGAGACCCGCCAUCUUAGAGCUGCUGGAGAAGCGCCGCGAGAAGCGCGCCGAGCACAGGUGCGACGUCUGCGACAAGGAUUUCACCUCGCACGCGCAGCUGGAGGAGCAUCGCCGCGGCAAAGCGCACAGGAGCAGAGCCGCGUCCCACGGCGGCGGCGCGGGAAGGGGGGGACGAGGCGGCGGCGGCAGGGGCGGCGGCGGACCCGUCAGGCCCGCGCCGGGGCCGAGGCCACCGCCCGGGGUACCGCACUGCGCGCUCUGUCGAAAGGCGUUUACGUCCACGGCGCAGCUCGAGGAACACCGCGGGGGCAAGUGGCACAAGGCGCGAGCCUCGGGCGAGCUGCCGCCGUCGCGCAAGCCCUACAACGCGACGUGA
This is a messenger RNA of Micromonas commoda, 837 nucleotides long. RefSeq lists its product with no specific name. The transcript has a single exon. The record is from RefSeq and is a predicted model, not a curated record. Bases 1 to 837 code for a protein of 278 amino acids. NCBI's taxonomy places the organism in Eukaryota, Viridiplantae, Chlorophyta, Mamiellophyceae, Mamiellales, Mamiellaceae.